Cygnus atratus (black swan) is the source of this 648-nucleotide messenger RNA. RefSeq names its product adaptor related protein complex 1 subunit sigma 1 (gene AP1S1). The record is from RefSeq and is a predicted model, not a curated record. Gene Ontology annotation, biological process: vesicle-mediated transport; intracellular protein transport. The transcript is spliced from 5 exons. The coding region runs from base 136 to 612 and encodes 158 amino acids. Gene Ontology annotation, cellular component: membrane coat; intracellular membrane-bounded organelle; AP-1 adaptor complex. Lineage: Eukaryota; Metazoa; Chordata; Aves; Anseriformes; Anatidae. Gene Ontology annotation, molecular function: clathrin-cargo adaptor activity.
GGUGAGGCCGGGCCCGGCGCGGCGGCGGCGGAGAGCGGCGGCGGCGGCGGCAGCGGCUGCCGAGCCCACCGGAAGCGGAAGCGGGGGGAGGGACCGGAAGCGGAACCGAGCGGGGGGGGGACCGGAAGCGGCGCCAUGAUGCGCUUCAUGCUGCUGUUCAGCCGGCAGGGCAAGCUGCGCCUGCAGAAGUGGUUCCUGGCCACGGCCGAGCGCGACAAGCGGAAGCUGGUGCGCGAGCUGAUGCAGCUGGUGCUGGCGCGCAAGCCCAAGAUGUGCAGCUUCCUCGAGUGGCGCGACCUCAAGGUGGUCUACAAGAGGUACGCCAGCCUCUACUUCUGCUGCGCCAUCGAGGGCCAGGACAACGAGCUGAUCACGCUGGAGCUCAUCCACCGCUACGUCGAGCUGCUCGACAAGUACUUCGGCAGCGUGUGCGAGCUGGACAUCAUCUUCAACUUCGAGAAGGCGUACUUCAUCCUGGACGAGUUCGUCAUGGGCGGCGAGGUGCAGGACACCUCCAAAAAGAGCGUCCUCAAGGCCAUCGAGCAGGCCGACCUGCUGCAGGAGGAGGACGAGUCCCCCCGCAGCGUCCUAGAGGAGAUGGGGCUGGCGUAGCCCCCCCCACCCCCCGGGGGGGCCCCCCCCCAGGAC